GUCAUUGAGUUGCUGUGGAUCUGAGUCAAGGCACGUCCUCGAAUACAACUCUCAUAUUCUGCCAAAGCAAAGACGUUUACAUCGCUGAAAAUACAAAGAGGAAUUCUGAUUCCUCGUGUUCUUGGGGGUAACAGAGGCUGCCUCGAAUAGAUCGUGUGCUAGAAGAUUUAUGAAGGGCAUUCAAGAAGUGUCCAACGAUAUUUUGCUCCGAUAAUUCAACAUGGAGGUCUCAAGUGCUUCUAAGGAGAAGCCUGCAGACGCCGAUGCCAUCCAAGCUGAGGCCAUCUCAUCUGGCGAGCUGGAAAAGGGUCAAGCCCAUACCAGUGGAGACGUCGCCAACGCUGAGCAGCCAAAUAUCGAUCCUGACAUUGAGAAACGCGUGGUCAGAAAGCUUGAUCGGAGUGUUCUUCCCCUGGUCAUGGUACUCUACCUCCUUUCUUUUCUUGAUCGCUCCAAUAUUGGCAAUGCUAGAAUUGCGGGUAUGUCAGAAGACCUGAAUCUGGUUGGCAACCGGUACGACUGGCUUCUGACCAUCUUUUACAUCUCCUACAUCACCUUUCAGUGGCAGGCACUUUGUUGGAAGCUCAUCCCACCCCACAUCUGGGCCGCGUUCUGUGUGUUUGGCUGGGGCUUGGUGUCCACCGUUCAAGCCGGAAUCCACUCAUGGCAAGCGGAGAUGGCCCUGCGAUUUUUCAUGGGAGUGACGGAGGCAGGGUAUGGACCAGGCAUUCCGUACCUGCUCUCUUUCUUCUAUCUUCGUCACGAGAUUGGUUUUCGCCAGGGUAUCUUCCUCUCCGCAGCACCACUGGCCAACACCUUCGCCGGGGCGCUAGCUUACGGUAUCACAUCCGGUAAAAAUCUGAAACUCGCAAAUUGGAGGAUCUUGUUCCUGGUUGAAGGCCUUCCCACGCUUGUGAUGGUCCCCGUCGCGUACUUCUUCUUGCCCGACUCUCCAGACCAAAUACGGUCGUUGACGCCCGAAGAGAAGGCCAUUGCAAAAGCGCGUGGCUUAAGGCAGGUUGGUUCUACUGAACGCGUUGGAAGUGUCAGCUUGAAGGAAGUGCUGGCCACGUUCGCCGACGCGAAAGCUUGGUUCACUGCACUUAUGUAUUUCUCCGUGAACGUGAGCUUCUCUUCGCUUCCCGUGUUCUUGCCGACGAUUCUUAAGGAAAUGGGCUUUACUGCUGUUCGAGCUCAAGGCUUAACCGCACCACCUUUCUUCCUGAGUUUCUUGAUCACGAUUCUUUCUACGUACAUUGCGGACAGAACUCAGCAGCGUGGUUUGAUGCUUAUCUUCCUCUCUGCACUCGGGGGUGUAGGGUAUGUCAUGCUUGCCGUGUGUAAGUCUGUUGGAGCAAGGUACGCAGGAGUAUUUCUGGCGGCAGCAGGAAUAUUUCCAAGCAUCGCAAACAUUCUGCCCUGGACGACAAACAAUCAAGGAAGUGAUACCAGACGCGGCGCUGGUAUCAUGAUACUCAACCUCAUCGGACAGUGCGGACCCGUUCUCGGCACCAGGCUGUAUCCUACCAAUGAGGGGCCGUAUUACGUCAAAGGCCAGUCAAUUUGUGCCGCAUUUAUGUUCUUUACGACGAUACUGGUGAUUGGCUUGAGGACCUUGCUUUUGUGGGAGAACAAGCAGAUGGACAAGCGAUUCGGCACGUUGGAAGAGCAGAAGGCGAGGGCUGCGGCUGCUGCAGAUGCCCAUGCUGAGAAGGAAGCCAACACGGCAGUUGAAGAUUACGGACCAAUGUUCAGAUACGUGCUUUAGAGUGUCUACGCUUAUUAUCACCGGUAGUUGCAUGGAAGAAUAUCAUAUUUUUCCGUCAUCAACAAUCUUCUAUUUA
Messenger RNA from Verruconis gallopava, 1844 nucleotides. RefSeq lists its product as uncharacterized. The transcript is spliced from 4 exons. Bases 221 to 1768 code for a protein of 515 amino acids. The record is from RefSeq and is a predicted model, not a curated record. NCBI's taxonomy places the organism in Eukaryota, Fungi, Ascomycota, Dothideomycetes, Venturiales, Sympoventuriaceae. Gene Ontology annotation, biological process: transmembrane transport. Gene Ontology annotation, molecular function: transmembrane transporter activity. Gene Ontology annotation, cellular component: membrane.